CGAGUACCGCCCUCGAUAAUGCGGAACGAAGAAGAAGAACGCUUGCUCUACUCUGUCAUCACCACAGAAGAAGAGCAGGAAGCCCACAUGGCUGCUACCUGGUAAAACAGUCAGAGCUCUGAACACUACAAUGAUUGUAAAGUCCUACCACCAUGGAGGAACAAGAAGAGAACAAUACUCCACGUUGUAACAUGUCCUCAGCUAAAGCGAAGAAGUGGGAGAAGAAGAUGAGAGACCAGCCCGUCAGUGUGCUGUUUGCACCUUGUAGCACACAGAACGGAGAGGACAAUCCGGUUUCUGGUGGAGGUUUAAAUGAUGUCACAACUGACGCCAAUCAACCUACAGAGAAGCCAAAGAGUCCUCAACAACAGGAACGGUGGACCCGUGGACAUGAGAAAGAUGGCGGAAGCUACACCACAGAGAUGCCUAAUAUCAUCACAGCUGGAGGUUUUGCCAGGGCCAGAUCAGCUGAGGUGAGCACCAUGCUAACGGCUGUCAGAAAGACGACUGGCAGCAACUAUGUGUUUGGAUCCCUGCCUAAACACAUGAGGAGACGGGCCAUGAGCCACAACACCAAGCGGCUACCUCGCAGACUGAGAUGGGUGGCCAACCGAAUGCGAGAGAGGAACCUCCAGGCCGGUGCAAAAACGAAGGCAAAGAAUAAAAGUCGCAAGGCCCGGCGGCGGCAUGGAAAUCUGCUGCUGGAGUUCAACCGUCGACAGAGGAAGAAUGUGUGGCUGGAGACUCACAUUUGGCACGCCAAGCGCUUCUUCAUGGUUAAAAAGUGGGGCUACUGCAUUGCGGAAAGACCCACAAGCAAGUGCUACCGUCCUUGCUUCAGGGCAAUGAGCAACCACUGCCUUCUGCAGGACCUUUCUUACUACUGCUGCAUAGAGCUACAAGGAGAGGAAAACAACCUUCUGGCUUCUCUGUCGCAGCUAACGAAUAAGGAGACUGGCCCUACAUUUGCUGCAGCAAUGAGUCUAUCAGGGCAGAAACAGGGCAGUGUGGUGGUGUACAAAGCAGGACUUUACCCCCUGCAGCCCAUCGGCCCUGUGACCUUCCUUUGGAGACCACAGUCACAGGGAUCAACACACAGGCAGCUUUGGAUUUGGGCUCAUCCAACAAUUAAACAGGACCUUCUUUCUGAGCUUCAAACUGUGUGUCAGUGUAACGAGGCUGUAGUUCCUUCAAUCGUUCCCACUGAGCAAAGCCUAGACCAGCCUAAAGAGACCCCUAAAGCCAAGCGGGUUACUGGAUCAAAGAGAACAAAGAGAAAGAAAACCGUUAAGGAUGUUACUGAACCACCAGCCAAAAAACUCCUCGGAGAUGGAACCAGAUCUCCCACGACACCAGUAACCUGGAAAUCCAGCUUCACUGGAAUCAUUAUCAAUGAUCUCACGAUGGAAGUAUUACGCUUCCGUCUCAUUGGACCACAGUCUUACACCGUCCUGGCAGACACUUUGACAGCAGCUACGGAUCACAAUGAGAUUGACAAAUCCAAGCCAGCCUCCCUUUGGUGGUCCAAACAAUGCACAGAUGAGAGCAAGAUGAGUCUGCAUGAAGAGCAAGCUGAUAUCUAUCAAUUACUUAAAGGCGUCGUUCUGGCUGGAGAGAUACCCCCUGGUACGGUGCUGGGUCUGACCGUUGAUGACCCCAGACUGACUUUACCAACAAAGAAAGUUAAAGCAUUGCCCUCUGUAAAGCAAGCAAAAGAGGUGCACAAUGAGAAGAGUAGGGACCUGAUGUUGAAAGGAGUUCCAAAACACUGCUGCCAGAGUUACCUGUGGGAGGGCUGGGUCCGAGACAACGUCACUGAGAACAAGAUAUCAGAGAAGGAGUUGAACCGCUUAAGAAGUGAGGUGUUGGUCCCGGGCUCCAGGCUUAGCCCCACUCCGACACAGAACCGAGUCCCCGUUCUGCUGGUUCAUCAGCCCGGCAAACAGUUGGGGCAUGAGAUGAGCUCUUGGGGGGCUGGAUGGGACCUGCUGCUGCCUAAAGGAUGGGGCAUGGCUUUCUGGAUCCCUCUGGUGUACAGAGGAGUUCGCAUUGGAGGGAUGAAGAUGAGUCUGAAACACUCUCAGGGAAAAGGAGUCCCCCACUUCCCCCAUGAUUACCCAGACUGCCCUUCAGGUGUUCUCCUUCAGGACGAGCAGGAGGCAGAGCUGCUUGGGAAGUUCAAGAGGCGUCCACCUGCCAAAAGGACCAAUUUCAUUAAACAAGGCUGUCUGGCUCCUUUCCGAUGCCCCUGGCAGCAGCUGGCGGAGGAGUGGGAGCUUAUAUCAACAGAAGAAGAGGGAAAGAAGGAAGACAGCCACACUGAGACUACAACAGAGGAGGAGAUGACACCGCAUAGAGACGUCACUGCAACAAAGGCUUUCAGCUGCGUCAGUGUACUGAGGAAUAGAAAAUCACUGAGGCUGCUCUCCGGUUGGUGCAGACCGACAACAGCCAAAGGCCAAAGGUUUUGCCGUGUUGGGACUCAGCCACCACUCAACCCCGCUGCUGUGACAUCAUUUCUCACGGCACACAGGAUGAGCCUGGUGUGGGUGCGUCUCAUGAUGCUCUCCAAGGGCAAACCAGAGCUUCAUGCGAUGGUUUGCGUGCCAACAGCAGAGGACCUGCAGCUCCUGGAUAAAGGACGAGACAGCAGCGGCCCCCAGGAGCCUUUGCACAGAGACCACUUCAAAAGCAGGAUGAAACGCGUAAAGAAGGGCUCCAAGAAAGCCACUAAAUCCUCUUUGCCUUCAGAGAAAAAUGAGCCUGAUAUGUCACACCUCCUCUCUGCCUCUGAACCAAAUCCCACUCCUUCUGAAGAGCCAAAACCCUCCUCCCAGUCUUCUCCGGACCUCAUCUUUGGGCUGUGGCCAGAACCUCUGCCUAGUGUCACCUCCCACUGCUCCCGUGUGACUCUAGGCUGGGUCACUCAGGGUGACUUCUCUCUGUCUGUAGGCUGUGGGGAGGCGCUCGGGUUUGUCAGUGUUACUGGACUCCUUAAAACUCUUGCCAAUCAGCGAAUGGAACACCGAGGAAUCUUGCUCCUCCGCAAUCCUACCUCCCUGCACUACCGUUUUGUGAAAAUGACCAUCGAGGUCUGAUUGAAACAUCUAAACAUAUGCAAAUCAAUUCUUCCAAACAGCACUUAUUUCAAGCUAAGGUGAGAAAGAUUGACUCUACUUCUGUUCCGUUAAGGUCUGGCACUCUCUCUAAGUUAUAUGAUAUAUAAAUCAGUAAGUGAUCAAUAAGUGCCAGUUUGAAUUGUGCCUUCAUCUACUCCAGUGUUGGACUGAAUUAUAAAAGAUGCUUCUCGAAGGGAUCAGUUAGAUUAAUGAUGAGUUUGAUCAUUUUCAGUUGAAUAAAUGUGUUCGAGUUUCUA
Messenger RNA from Notolabrus celidotus (New Zealand spotty), 3376 nucleotides. RefSeq names its product POP1 homolog, ribonuclease P/MRP subunit (gene pop1). Gene Ontology annotation, cellular component: ribonuclease MRP complex; nucleolar ribonuclease P complex. The coding region runs from base 153 to 3098 and encodes 981 amino acids. NCBI's taxonomy places the organism in Eukaryota, Metazoa, Chordata, Actinopteri, Labriformes, Labridae. Gene Ontology annotation, biological process: tRNA 5'-leader removal. The record is from RefSeq and is a predicted model, not a curated record. The transcript is spliced from 16 exons.